AUAUACUUAUCCACGAUAUCCAACGCAGCAUGGUUUGCCAGGUUGUACCCACGAAACAGAUGAUAGUCGUGGGACCAAGACUGGUUCGGUUCAUGUAACCCGAUAUAAUGGCUAUCUGGGGUUUGACCCCACAACCAGACCUUCGGACGGCAGAUAGGAGGAUUGUAGUAUAUAGGCGAUAAAUACACCAACACCCAGUCGUAAUUCAUUGCCGACUGUCCUUGUUUUCUUGAUAUACAGAAACUUCAUCAAUCUUGCCGCGGAUCAAGCAAAGAUGGCCAGCAGCGAACUCUACCCUAAAGGGCGGCAAAGCAGCAGCAAUAGCGACCAUGUCAAAGGCGUUUUAGAGAAGGGUCCCAUCGACGGAGCAGAUGUCGGAGUCACUGCUCUGAGAGGGGUCGUCACGGAUAUUGACCCUGAUGGGCUGGUGGCGCGACGAGUGCUGCGAAAAAUCGACUUGCAUCUAAUGCCGUUGUUGAUGGUCACCUACAUGAUCCAAUUCCUUGAUAAGUCUUGUGUCUCGUACGCCGCACUUUGGGGCAUGAAAGACGAUGCACACCUUAUCGGAGCCGAGUAUUCUUGGUUAACGACCAUCUUCUACAUUGGCUACCUAGUCUUCGAGUUUCCAGUUGGUUAUCUUUUCCAGAAAUUCAACAUCGCUCGGACUUGCGGUAUCUUCAUCACUCUCUGGGGCCUCGUUCUUUUAUGCAUGGCUGCGGCAAAUGAUUUCGCUGGUCUUGCAGCAGCCCGGUUCUUUCUGGGAGCGUUGGAGGCCGGCGUUUCUCCUUGCUUCGUACUCAUGACUACCAUGUUCUACAAGAGGAGCGAACAACCUUUUAGGACCGGUAUCUGGUUUUCCAUGAACGGUUUUGCUCAGAUUUUUGGUGGUCUGAUCGCCUACGGGAUCGGCUACAUCGAUGCCGCAGUUCCUGCCUGGAAGUUUCCGUUCAUCAUUUUUGGUGCUGCCACAAUCAUAUGGGGCGUUGUAUUCACGAUUUUUGCACCUUCCAACCCAACCCAAGCACGUUGGCUCACUGCAGAGGAAAAGGAGAUAGCAGUCCUUCGACUCGUUCAGAAUGAGACAGGUAUCGACAAUAAGACAUUUAAAUGGUACCAGGUCAAGGAAGCAUUGCUUGAUUCAAGACUUUGGUUGAUGAAUCUAUUCGUGCUGCUGAAUUGCAUUCCGAAUGGGGCUGUUACAGCAUUUGGACCCCUUAUCAUCAACGGAUUUGGAUAUACUAAGUUCCAGACUACACUACUUGGUAUGCCGAGUGGAGCAGCACAGGUAUUGGCUCUGUGGAUAUCAGGUUAUGUUGCAGCGAAAGCAACAGGCUGUAGACACUUCCUGAUGAUAGGUGGGGUUUUGGUCGCUAUACUUGGCUCUUCACUCAUCUACGCACUUCCUGAAGAGCAAGGCCUCGGGCGCCUUUUUGGCUACUACCUGAUCGUCGGCUUCAGUGUUGCUUUCGUCCAGGGCUUGAGCCUAGUGCAAGCUAACGUAGCAGGGCGGAGUAAAAAGAAUGUAUUCACUUCAGCUGUGUUCGUCAGUUACUGUAUCGGUAACGUUAUCGGACCCCAAGUCUUUCUUGAAAGAGAGGAGCCGCGAUACCACACUGGGUUUAUCAUCAUUAUUGCCUGUUUCGCGCUCCAGGUCCUGCUGCUCAUCGGUAUGUACCUACAAAAUCUAUUCGAGAACCGAAAGCGUGAUCAAAUCGCGACUGGAGAGGAUGCUUCCGAUACUGAACAGAUUCUCUCAGAUUUAACGGAUAAAGAAAAUCUUCAUUUCCGAUAUGUUCUUUGAAAGCGGAGAGCACUCCUUUGAGAAUGGAGGUUCUGCAGGAACUGAUGAGUUGUGCCUGAUGUGUACGAGACAGUUCUCUAGUCCAGCGUAUAAACAUUCAUUUCAGGAAAUGCGUCAUCCCAGUUCUACAUGUCAUCAGUUCGCCAUUUCAAAAUGCGAAGGGAAAGCAAAUACGAACCGCCUCAUCCCAGAAACUGGGU
Messenger RNA from Truncatella angustata, 2001 nucleotides. RefSeq names its product major facilitator superfamily domain-containing protein. Lineage: Eukaryota; Fungi; Ascomycota; Sordariomycetes; Amphisphaeriales; Sporocadaceae. Gene Ontology annotation, cellular component: plasma membrane. The record is from RefSeq and is a predicted model, not a curated record. Gene Ontology annotation, biological process: tripeptide transport; dipeptide transport; allantoate transport. Gene Ontology annotation, molecular function: allantoate transmembrane transporter activity; dipeptide transmembrane transporter activity. The transcript is spliced from 7 exons. Bases 275 to 1801 code for a protein of 508 amino acids.